UGACGCGAAGCAUUCGAUGUCUCCACAAGUUUUUGAUUUACCAGAAUCUCUAGACAAAUUGGACAAACCAAAAUCUCCUCUUGAUUCCGAAACAUCUCCCUUUAUACCCACAACUAGUGAAGAUUCUGAAGAUGAAUUUGAAUUAAAGAAACCAAAAGCUAUUGACGCGAAGCAUUCGAUGUAUCCACAAGAUUUUGAUUUACCACAAUCUGUAGACAAAUUGGACAAACCAAAAUCUCCUUCAGAUUCCAAAACAUCUCCCAUUAAAUCCAUAACUGUUGAAGAUUCUGAAGAUGAAUUUGAAUUAAAGAAACCAAAAGCUAUUGACUCGAAGUUUUCGAUGCCUUCACAAUUUUCUGACUUACCAGAAUCUAUGGACAAAUCGGACAAACCAAAAUCUCCUAUAGAUUCCAAAAUUUCUCACAUUAAACCCACAACUAGUGAAGAUUCUAAAGAUGAAUUCGAAUCAAAGAAAUCAAAAGCUAUUGACUUAAAGCCUUUGAUGCCUUCACUAUUUUCUGACUUAUCAGAAUCUCUAUACAAAGCGGACAAACCAAAAUCUCCUCUAGAUUCCAAAACAUCUACCAUUAAACCCACAACUGGUGAAGAUUCUGAAGAUGAAUUUGAAUUAAAGAAACCAAAAGCUAUUGACUCGAAGACUUCGAUGUCUUCACAAUUUUCUGACUUACCAGAAUCUAUAGACAAAUCGGACAAACCAAAAUCUCCUCUAGAUUCCAAAACUUCUCCAAUUAAACCCAUAGCUAGUGAAGAUUCUGAAGAUGAAUUCGAAUUAAAGAAGCCAAAUGCUAUUGACUCGAAGACUUCGAUGCCUUCACAAUUUUCUGACUUACCAGAAUCUAUAGACAAAUCGGACAAACCAAAAUCUCCUCUAGAUUCCAAAACAUCUCCCAUUAAACCCACAACUAGUGAAGAUUCUGAAGAUGAAUUCGAAUCAAAGAAACCAAAAGCUAUUGACUUGAAGACUUCGAUGCCUUCACAAUUUUCUGACUUACCUGAAUGUCUAGACAAAUUGGACAAACCAAAAUCUCCUCUAGAUUCCAAAACAUCUCCAAUUAAACCCAUAGCUA
Lucilia cuprina (Australian sheep blowfly) is the source of this 1088-nucleotide messenger RNA. RefSeq names its product muscle M-line assembly protein unc-89-like. The record is from RefSeq and is a predicted model, not a curated record. The transcript has a single exon. The annotation marks the transcript as partial. NCBI's taxonomy places the organism in Eukaryota, Metazoa, Arthropoda, Insecta, Diptera, Calliphoridae.